Molecule: messenger RNA, 4692 nt
Organism: Chilo suppressalis (striped riceborer)
Lineage: Eukaryota; Metazoa; Arthropoda; Insecta; Lepidoptera; Crambidae
Source: the annotation of a GenBank genome assembly
CAAUGAACGUGCUCAGAAGAUAGAAUCGAACGGCUGCGGCCGACCGAGCGGGAGGACGGACCGAAGACAAACACUCACUCACUCAGUGGGUUGCUCGGUCGGUUCACCGGGCGCACGUUCCGGGCGUGCGUGCGUCGUAUCCAAUACACUGUACUGUAGUUCUAAUUAAACUCUCACUAAUUAUUAUAUUAUAUAAUAAAACUAUGAUGUGGAAAAUCAUUUAGUAUAUUUACUUUGUAUCUAUUACAUUGUACCUGCCUAAUUUAAGACAAAAAUAUUCAUUCGGCGUCUUUGCAUAUCGUUCGACUUCAGAUUUUUUGUGUUUACACUCUAAAAUACAUGUAUUUAUACUAGUUUCCUUGUUUAGAUUUAUUCAAGAGGGCGGGGAUGGCGCAAAGGCGUUGGGUCGUGAGCGGCGCGGCCGGGGCGGCGGGUGCCGCGCUCGCGGCGUGGGCGCUGGUCGCGGACGACUCCGCCGCGGCGUGGUACAAACGGGCGCCGAUACCUACAGCGACUGUGUCUGCGAAGAGCGAGCGCAAGAAGCGGCCGCUGCCGUCGCGCGCGGAGCAGGUGGCCAACCUGCAGGCCGGCCACCAGUACGACGUGCUCAUCAUCGGCGGCGGGGCCACCGGCGCGGGCUGCGCGCUCGACGCCACCACCAGGGGUCUGCGCACGGCGCUGGUGGAGGGCGACGACUUCGCGAGCGGCACCUCCAGCCGCAGCACCAAGCUCAUCCAUGGCGGCGUGCGCUACCUGCAGAAGGCCAUCCUACAGCUCGACUACGAACAGUACAAAAUGGUGAAGGAGGCGCUGCACGAGCGCGCCAACAUGCUCGAGGUGGCGCCCCAUCUCACGCGACCGCUGCCCAUCCUGCUGCCCGUCUACAAGUGGUGGCAAGUCCCGUACUAUUGGUUCGGUAUAAAGAUGUACGAUUUGGUGGCGGGCGACAGGAACGUGAAGAGCUCCUACUACUUGUCGAAGAAGAACACUCUGGAACUGUUCCCCAUGUUGAAGUCGGAUAACUUAUGCGGCGGCAUCGUGUACUACGACGGCCAGCAAGACGACGCGCGCAUGAACCUGGCCAUCGCGCUGACGGCGGCGCGGCACGGCGCCACCAUCGCCAACCACGUCAGCUGCCUGAAGCUGCACAAGACGGCCGGCAAGCUGUCCGGCGCGCGGCUUCGGGAUGAGCUGACGGGCAAGGAGUGGGACGUGAAGGCGAAGUGCAUCAUUAACGCGACGGGCCCCUUCACCGACAGCAUCCGCCGCAUGGACGACCAAGCCGUCCAACCCAUCUGCAGCCCCUCCUCCGGCGUGCACAUCGUGCUGCCCAGCUACUAUAGCCCGGAGCACAUGGGUCUGCUGGACCCGGCCACGUCGGACGGUCGCGUGAUAUUCUUCCUGCCGUGGUUGAAGGGCACCAUCGCCGGCACCACGGACCUGCCGUGUGAAGUCACGCCGUCGCCGCGACCCACCGAGGAAGAGAUCCUCUUCAUCCUCACCGAGGUCAAGAACUACCUCAACCCGGACGUCGAAGUCCGUCGCGGCGACGUGAUGUCGGCGUGGUCGGGCAUCCGGCCUCUGGUGUCGGACCCCAACAAGGGCGAGGGGGACACGCAGGCCCUCGCGCGCAACCACGUGGUGCACGUGUCGCGCUCCGGCCUCGUCACCGUGGCGGGCGGCAAGUGGACCACCUACCGCGCCAUGGCCGCCGAGACGAUGGACCGAGCCAUACAGAGUGCCGACCUCAAGCCGUUGUACAAAGAUUGCCAAACGGACGGGUUCUUGAUAGAGGGCGCUCACGGGUGGACUCCGACUAUGUAUAUUAGACUGGUGCAAGAUUUCGGACUGGAAAUGGAGGUAGCGCAGCACUUAGCCAAGUCGUAUGGGGACCGCGCGUUCGCGGUGGCCAAGAUGGCCGCCAUGACCGGCAAGCGGUGGCCCAUCAUUGGCAAGAAGAUCCACCCCGAGUUCCCGUACAUUGACGCUGAGAUUAGGUACGGCGUGCGUGAGUACGCGUGUACUGCCGUGGACAUGGUGGCGCGACGACUGCGCCUCGCCUUCCUCAACGUGCAGGCCGCGGCCGAGGCCCUGCCUGCCAUCAUAGACCUCAUGGGGGAGGAGCUCUCCUGGAGCGCGGGGGAGCGCCAGAAACAAAUGAAGAUGGCGAGCGAAUUCCUGGCGAACGAGAUGGGGCAGAUGGUGAAUCGGGCCAGCCGCGACAAGAUCCCCAUCAACCUCAGCAAGGACGAGAUACAAACCUACAUCAAGCGGUUCCAGAUCAUCGACAAGGACCGCAAGGGGUUCGUCUCCAUCAACGACAUCAGGAGGAGUCUGAAGAACUACGGCGAGGAGGUGACGGGCGAGCAGCUGCACGAGAUCCUGAAGGAGAUCGACACCAACAUGAACGGCCAGGUGGAGCUCGACGAGUACCUGCAGAUGAUGUCGGCCAUAAAGUCCGGCCACGUGGCGUACUCGCGGUUCGCGCGUAUGGCGGAGAUGGAGGAAGAGCACCACGAGCGCGAACAGCUGAAGAAGAAGAUCACCGUCGAGCGCAGCGGCGGCGGACUCUAACCUGACCUCACCUCAACGAGAAACGCGAGCUAAGAUGUCGCUGAAUCCCCUACUCAUCGGUUUAUUAUUAUUUAUCAAAUACCUAAUAAAACACUACAAUUAUUAUAAUUGUAUCAUGUUACGUUGCGUCCGAGCAUUUCAUAAUAAUAGAUAACUGAGAUAAAUACAAAAUCGGACGCAAACACAAACAAAUUAUUCUCAUUUAUUAUUGUAUUUUUAAUUCGCAUUUUUUGUACCUAUUUGUACUGUUGCUGUUGGUAUAUAAAAUAUACUCGACCGCUCAAAAUGCAACUGCAAUAAUUAAAGUAUUAACUUAUGUUAAUGAUAGAUACAUGAAGUUAUUGUUAUAAUUUGAAAUAGAAACACAUUGGUGUCGAUUCUGACAUGAUUCUCUAAACAUAAAACCAAAUUUUAUAUCAGUUUUCCUUUUCAUUCUGUAUACAGAAUCACACACAGGGAUACACUAUUUCAAAUUUAAUUUGACGCUUAGAGAAUGAUGCCAGUGUAGACACCAUUAUUGGGUAAUUAAAUUAGAAUCACGUAGUAAGUUAUUUUAGUCAGAUGAAUUAUUGUAAGUUAAUAUUUUAAGAUUUAACUAAUUUGAUACAUAAUAAAUGUAAUACACCUAUAGUAUAAACUUUAACGGAACUUGUGACAUUUUAUUAUUGUAAAGUAAUUAAGUAUAAUAAAAUUUGACAUUUAAUGUGCAAUGAAAAAAAUUGUAUAAUAAGUACCUAAAGGUGAUUGUGAUUAGUUUAGUUACCGUCGCCGCGUCGUAUAAAUAAAUCAGUAAAAUACAAAGGAGAUUGCUCAAAUUGCCCUAAAUGCACAAAAAAUAUUGACAUACACGGUAAUUCUUGACGUAAUUUAUAAUUUAAUUUACAGUCAUUAGAUUUCAACGGACACCUUUGUAUAAUAUAUUUACUUUAAAAAGGACUUUUAAUCUUACCGGUUUGGAAAACAUACGAAUCAUUUUUAAUGGCUAUGGGUGUAGUAACAUUCAGCCAAAGACUGAUCGAAGUUGUUUAUAUAACAUAAAAAGAAAUCUAUUUUGUAAAGAUCGAUAAAAUAUUUUUUUUUAUUACACCUUGGUAUUAAUAUCCACCACUAUAUUAUCAUUUUCACUAGAUGCAAAUAUGCUCAGACAAUUAUUAUAGAUGGUAGGCGACAUCACAAAGUCUAUUGCCAUACAUUUUUCGCCAAAGACCUCCAUAAACACAUUAUAAUCUGUAUAUAUGUUAGACUUUAAGGUAUCUAUCUAUGGGCCUACGUUCCCUGACUAAAAUAAAUAAAUAAAUAAAAUUAUAAGGUGUGAUACACUAAAAAUCUAAAAUAUGGUUAUCUUAAAAACAUAGGUAACAAAAAUAAUGAAGCUACUGAAUAUAUGGCUAUAGAACCUAAAUCUCUUAGCUUUCUUUGGUUAACGAGAGUUUAAAAACGAGAGUCUAAUCUGUGGCUCAUUCACAAUCAUCACGCAGUUUCUGUCACAGAGUACCUUAUUAUAACCGGAAAUGACACCUGAUUUUAAAAGUUACUCUUAUGCAUUAACUUUAAAAACAGGCAACUAUCUGUUAAUCUACAUGCUCUAUAUAGGCACCUGAAUCUAAUCCAUAAUUUCGGUACUUGGCUUUCCCUAGUUUACUAUAUAACUUUUUUGUUUUUUAUUAUUUUAAUAUGUUCAAUGUAUAUGGUUUAUAGAAGUUCUCAGGGGUGUCCGUCAAUAAUAUUCGUUUCUACAGUAAUUUAUAUAUAAUUUCGAAUCUAGGAAACAAUUUUUUAUGAUUAUUGGUCUUUAGGCCAAACAUGUAUGGAAGCUGAGCAAUCUCCUUUAAUAACUCAAAGGUAUGUACCGAGGACUUAUAUCAUAUGCAUGCAAGUAGAUUUAGUACUUAUACAAAAUAACGAAGUAUACCUACAUCUGCACAAGAGAAUUUUAUACUGAACUAGUGGCCCGACCUCGCUUCGCUUCGAGGUAGAAUUGUUCAAAAUCCUUUCUUAGCGGAUGCCUUCGUCAUAACAUCUACCUGCAUGUCAAAUUUUAGCCCGAUCCGUCCAGUGGUUUGGGCUGUGCGUUGAUAGAUCACUAUAUCAGUCAGUCACCUUUGAGUUAUAUAUCUA